AUGAGAGCUCUUUCGACCGUUCUCCUCGUCGCCGUCGCUUUGUUGACCAACGCCAAGCAGCCGACUGGACGUCACAACACAUUCAUCGAGGGUGAAUUGACCAAGUACAACCUUGAUGACUACAUCAUCUUGGCGCCUGUUGCGAUUCCUGAUACGGUUGUCAACUACCAGCAGUUGGUUCCAGAUGAUCUUAAACAGCUGUUGAUUGAUCACGUCGAUCAAGCUUCUAAGGCAUUCCAAGGAUUGCCUGAUACUGAAAAGGCUAGACUCGCCGUCAAGCUUCCUACACCAGUCCAUUCAUCUCAAAUCAAGCCCUACUCCAACGGAAACGUCAAGAGAUCGGCUGGAAAGAACGAAAUCGAUUUAGAUGCAACUGCUGCUCUCUACAAACAAGCUCUUGAGUUCCUCGACAAGUAUGAUGUUGAGUUGAGAAUGCAGUAA
Molecule: messenger RNA, 441 nt
Organism: Caenorhabditis briggsae
Lineage: Eukaryota; Metazoa; Nematoda; Chromadorea; Rhabditida; Rhabditidae
Exons: 2
Coding region: 1-441 (146 amino acids)
Source: RefSeq, a predicted model, not a curated record